Molecule: messenger RNA, 1759 nt
Organism: Populus euphratica (Euphrates poplar)
Lineage: Eukaryota; Viridiplantae; Streptophyta; Magnoliopsida; Malpighiales; Salicaceae
Product: oleosin 18.2 kDa-like
Exons: 1
Coding region: 868-1314 (148 amino acids)
Biological process (GO): lipid storage; seed oilbody biogenesis; response to freezing
Cellular component (GO): monolayer-surrounded lipid storage body; membrane
Source: RefSeq, a predicted model, not a curated record
ACUUAUUUUCAUAGAUAACACCACUUAUGAAUUCGUUGAAACAUCAAAAUGAUAUUAAGCUUUCCAUGGUGAAUCUUGAGCUUGAGUGCCGGGCUUGGUGAACCUUGCAAAAACAAGUCUCUUACAUAAGUAGAGAGGAGUGAAGAGUGGGGGGUAGCUCACCUGACGACGAGGGCUAGGGAUUUGACGAGAGGAUGUGAUGGCGAGAAGUUAGGCUCUUAAAAUAACAAAGACCGUGCAAGCAACCCACUAAUAACCAAUAAACAAAUGGGUGAAUAUUCUUGCACGAAGAUGUGGAUCUAUUAGAGACGUGUAUAUCAAAACUUGAUAGGUUGUAAUUAGUGAAGGGCCAUCACAAUUUUUUUCUUUUAGUGUUUCCGAUCAAAUAUAAUUGUAUGUGUUCUUAACAUAAAUCAAAAUAUAAGAUUCAUGCCGAAAAUAACCCAAUAAUUACAGUAUCAAUUAAUUUAUCAAUUCCAGUAGCUCGAGAAACUUUUGUGAUCUCAAUUGAUACAAAAAUAAACCAGGGAAGGAUUGUUCUCACGGUAACAACCAAUGUUCAGGUGAAGCCAAAAACCCACGCAUUUCCAUGCAUAAAAGCACAAAUCAACAAUUUUUACUGACCUGCAAUGGCAAUGUGGCACAAAGAUCCCCAUCUUCACAAGCCUCCUCAUCUUCUUUUACGUUUUUCAGUGUUUUCUUUUCUCUACAUUUCUUUGUUUUUUGUUAUUUUCCCGAACAGAGGCCCUGAAACUUGUUUCUCAUGCAAAACCCUUACUCAUCAUCUUACCCUUUAACGUGUCGCCAUGUUGCACUUCCCACUCCUCUUUAAGACACCACCACCUCGAAGUCGCGUUACCAUCGCCAAUGGUUGAUCGUAAGCAGCCACACCAAGUGCAAGCGCAUGGCUUGGGGGGUCCACAACAGCAAGGGCCAUCAGCCUCCCAAGUCCUAGCUGUGCUCACAAUGCUACCUGUAGGUGGUGGGCUUCUUGCACUUGCAGGUAUAACCCUAGUAGGCACCCUGAUCUGUCUGACUGUCACCACCCCUCGUUUUAUUCUGUUCAGCCCCGUUCUAGUCCCACCUGCCCUUCUUAUUGUGUUUGCGGUGACCUCGUUUUUGGCUUCUGGGGCCUUAGGGCUGACAGGGUUCAGGUCGCUAUCCUGGGUUGCUAGGUACGUCCAGGAGGCUACCCGGACCAUGCCGGAGAGACUGGACCAGGCAAAGAGGCGCAUGCAAGGCAUGGCAGGUUAUGUGGGGCAGAGGGCCGGGAAAUCCAGAGGAAGGCACAUAAAAGGACAUGAAAUCAAGUGAGGAAUAGUGUUGGUUUCUAGGGUUCUACAUGCGAAGGCUGGUUUUGCAGAGGUACUUUGUUGUAUGUAGUUGUAAGAGACCUCGAUUGCGAGGUAGAAUGGAGUUUGGUUUAUGAGCUCUACCCUUAGAAAGUGAGAAUUUGGUGUUUUGUGUUCUGGGUUCAAUUGCUGAAUUUGAAUGCCAUCUUCUAUGCGUUUUCUUUUGUAAUCUCCAGAAUUUCAGGUUUCUCACCACUUGCCAGAAAAUCUCAAUUCGAUUGUUCAUUUAUAAUAGUUCAGCCACUUGGACUCAUUUCAGUAGCUUGCCAAAAGGAAAAAGGAGGUAUAAAACAAAAAAGAGGAAAAGUUGCAAUGAUAUCCAGACUUUGAAUUAUCUCUUGAUCAUCAACAAUGAUUUUAUCAUUUUUCUUGAUUUUCAUUUAUCUUUCAACUUUAGAAUACGCAUA